UGAAGGGCCAAAAUGAAAAGCAAGGACAGUUUCCGAAGAUAAUCACAUGUCCGAACGAGAUGGUGGCCCUGUCGAUGGCAGACGGCUACGCGAGACUCACAAACAAGCCUCAAGCCGUGGUCAUCCAUGUCGAUGUCGGUACACAGGGUCUAGGUGCAGCAGUUCACAAUGCGAGCUGUGGAAGAGCGCCGGUGCUGAUCUUCGCCGGUCUUUCGCCAUACACGAUCGAAGGAGAAUAUCGAGGGUCAAGAACAGAGUACAUCCACUGGAUCCAAGAUGUGCCAGAUCAGAAGUCCAUCGUGGCUCAGUACUGCAGGUACACGGGCGAGAUCAAGCGAGGCAAGAACGUCAAACAGCUCGUCAACCGAGCUUUGAGCUUUGCCGUGUCAGAACCAAGAGGCCCGGUCUAUCUGUGCGGCGCAAGAGAAGCUAUGGAAGAGGAGAUUGAGCCGUAUUCGGUCAAGCAAGAGCAUUGGACACCGGUCGAGCUGGGUGGCUUGAACACGCGACAGUUAGAGCAGGUUAGCAAAGCUUUGGUUGAAGCGAAAGAGCCACUGGUGAUCACAGGCUACUCGGGUCGAAAUCCUCGUACCGUGGAUGCGCUCGUGCACCUUGCGGAUACCGUGAAGGGCCUUCGAGUACUGGAGACUGGCGGCAGCGAUCUAUGCUUUCCCCACAAUCAUCCCGCUUCGCUCGGGCUACGAUAUGGCAACGAUGAAAGCAUCAGAACCGCCGACACGAUUCUUGUUCUCGACUGCGAUGUGCCUUGGAUCCCCACACUGUGCAGGCCUCGCCCGGAUGCAAAAAUCUUCCACAUCGACGUCGACACGCUCAAGCAACAAAUGCCCGUCUUCUACAUUGACGCUAUCGCGAGAUAUAAAGUCGACUCGGAGACAGCCAUCGCGCAGAUCGUUGGAUACAUCAAGUUGACCAUGCAAGACAUUGUGAGCUCACAGAUUUUCGAGGAUAGAUGGACAGCACUUCAAGCAUCCUAUAACGCUCGACUGGAGAAGAUCGCUGCUCAGGCGAAGCUGGGCAAUGAUGGCACUUUUGGCCCCGCAUACCUCGCUCGCCAGGUCCGCGAUGCGUGUCCGCCAGACACAAUCUGGGCCAUUGAAGCCGUCACCAACGGACCGACCGUCACAGAUCAAAUCCGACCCACGAUCCCAAACUCGUACAUAAAUUGCGGUGGUGGAGGUUUAGGCUGGUCAGGAGGCGGCGCCCUCGGCAUCAAACUCGCAACCGACUUCGAAGCAGGCGGCAUCAACAAAGGCAAAUUCGUCUGCCAAAUCGUAGGCGACGGAACAUACCUCUUCUCCGUCCCCGGAAGCGUAUACUGGAUCGCACAACGCUACAACAUCCCCAUAUUAACCAUCGUCCUCAACAACCAAGGCUGGAACGCUCCACGAAAAUCUCUCGAACUCGUACAUCCGCAUGGCGAGGGCUCGAAAGUCGACAAUAAGGCUUUGAAUAUCUCGUUCGCUCCUACGCCGGAUUAUUCGGGAAUUGCGAAGGCUGCGUCGGGUCAUAAGGCUUGGGCUGGUGUGGCGGGUACGGCGGAGGAUUUGGCGAGGCUUUUACCGGAAGCUGUUGCUGCGGUUCAGAGUGGGGUUUGUGCGGUGCUUGAUGCGCAUUUAGAUGGGCCGGAGGGGAAGUAUCCUGGGCCUCAGGCGGCGUUGGUGGGCUGAUGCAACGUCCAUUGUCGAGCUGAUUGAUGCUGUAACGGUUGAUGCGUGGGAUGUCUGCGUAGAGGCAAGAUUUAUAUAUAUAAGCCUAAUCGAAGCUUAGCGCAAGCUUAGAAU
Pseudocercospora fijiensis CIRAD86 is the source of this 1802-nucleotide messenger RNA. RefSeq lists its product as uncharacterized. The record is from RefSeq and is a predicted model, not a curated record. Gene Ontology annotation, biological process: L-valine biosynthetic process. Gene Ontology annotation, cellular component: mitochondrion; acetolactate synthase complex. Gene Ontology annotation, molecular function: flavin adenine dinucleotide binding; acetolactate synthase activity; magnesium ion binding. The transcript has a single exon. The coding region runs from base 60 to 1688 and encodes 542 amino acids. Lineage: Eukaryota; Fungi; Ascomycota; Dothideomycetes; Mycosphaerellales; Mycosphaerellaceae.